Molecule: messenger RNA, 6368 nt
Organism: Lampris incognitus (smalleye Pacific opah)
Lineage: Eukaryota; Metazoa; Chordata; Actinopteri; Lampriformes; Lampridae
Gene: col11a2
Product: collagen, type XI, alpha 2
Molecular function (GO): extracellular matrix structural constituent; heparin binding
Source: RefSeq, a predicted model, not a curated record
AUGGCGAGAGCAGCCGACACGGGCUGGAAGGAGGCUGGUGUUACGGCUAUCUCCUUCCUGUGGAAACGUCGUUUCCCAGAGAACUUCUCUGUCAUGGCACUGGUGAAGGCCCAGGCAGGUCUCCAGGCCUUCCUCCUCUCCAUCUACAGCGAGCAGGGCAUCCAGCAGCUGGGCAUUGAGCUCGGACGCUCCCCAGUCUUCCUGUAUGAGGACCAGAAUGGCAAGCCGGCCCCCGAGGACUACCCACUGUUCAGGGGCGUCAACCUGGCCGACGGCAAGUGGCAUCGUAUUGCCAUCUCCGUUUCCAAGAAGAACGUGACAUUGCUGCUGGACUGUAAAAAGAGGAUGACCCGGGCUCUGCCCCGUGGCAACAAUGCUGAGAUCGACACCAACGGCAUCACCGUGUUCGGGGCCCGCCUGCUCGACGAGGAAGUCUUCCAGGGAGACAUCCAGCAGCUGCUGAUAGCCUCCAACCCCCAGGCUGCCUACGACUUCUGUGAACAUUACAGCCCAGACUGUGACUCACCGCUGCCCAAGACCCAGGCCCAGGACCCCAACACAUACAAGAAGGCAGCCAAUGGAAAGCCAGCCCCCACUAAAACCUCCUCCGUCAAAGCCAAACCCACUCCAGCUAAGCCAGCCAAGGCGGGACCAUCCAAACUUGUAGUCAAGCCCGCGAUGCCCACCAAAGCCCCUAAGUCUACUGCAGCCAAAGCAUCCAAAGCCAAACCCACCGCGGUGGAAGUCCUUUUGUCUAAGAUCAAACCCACAUCAACAGCAAAAUCCAAGCCCACCGCUGCCCCAGCUAGGAACGGCAAUGGCAAAAUAGUCACUGAGAAGAAAGCAAAUGGUUCAGCUAAAGCUAAUGGAAAUGGGAAAGCCACCAUAGCCAAUGGUAAAGGUUCUGCUGAGGCCAAGCCCACGGCUCAGGCUAAAGUGAAUGGAAAUGGCAAAGCUGUGGCUGAGAAAAAAACCAAUGGGAAUGGAAAAAACUCAGCGGAAAAGAAAUCCAGUGUCGUCAAAGCCACCAGUCAGGUGAAAGCUAGCACUAAUGGCAAUGGUAAGGCUUCUGUAGAUAAAAAAGUCAAUGGCAACGGAAAAGCAACCUUUGAGGUCAAAGCCAAGGCCAAUGGCAAGGAAGAGAAUAAAGUCAAUGGUGGGGCUAAGGCUAGUGGAAACGGAAAAGCCACCGUUGUGGUGAAUAAGAAACCUAACCAAAAUGGUGCGGCAAAGUUGGCGAAAACUGAAACCACUACGAAAACCAAAGCAGAGAAAGUCAGUGUUAAAGUAGAAAAGACUGUGCUCAGUACAGCCAAAUCAGCUGCUAAAGCAGAAGCUACAAAGGCACCUAAACCAACAAAAGCGUCCAAACCUGAGCCCACAAAAUUAUGGAAAGCUGUGGCCACCAAAGCUCCUGGGGCCAAAUCUCAACUCAAGUCAGAGGUUAAAGAGGUCACCAAAGUUAAAACAGUGGUUGACAAAGUCCCCCUGGUCAAAUCGACAGUGAGCAAAAUAGAAAAAGCGAAGAGUGUGGUCCAAAAGACUGCUAUACUGAAGAAAGAGCCUCCCAUGACCACGGCUGUCCUCCCAACUCCCCCUAAACCAACAAAAUCCAAGAUGGCGGUGGACCUUAAUAAUGUCAAAUCCCAGCACAAACCAUUCCCACCAUUUGGCAAGACUGCGCUGAGCGGCACCACGGUACCAGCCAAGAAAACAACCAACGGUUAUCAACAGGAUGUAGACACUGAAUAUUCCGAGGCUGGCCACACCCCUACAGAGACGGAAUUUUAUUAUGAGGAAGCGGUCCUACAGCCAGAGGGUGAGGUGAUUGGACAAGAAGCAACCACUGGUCAGGUGGAGCAGACAGUGGUGGGCGAGGAGGUGGACGCCACCAAGUCAGGCGGUGAGGGUGAGGAGCUCUUCACAGAGGAAUAUGUGACUGGAGACGUGGGCCUGAAGGAAUACGACUAUUCCUACAGGGACUACAUCGACCCCUUACCAGAGACAGGGGAGGCUGAUGCCAACAUGGGCCCCGCCCUGUCCGCUGUGACAGAUGAGGGAGGCGCCGUCGUGAGAGCCCAGAAAGGAGAGAAGGGUGAACCUGCUGUCCUGGAGCCUGGUAUGCUGAUUGAGGGCCCCCCAGGACCAGAGGGUCCUGCAGGUCCAACCGGCCCCCCAGGAUCUUCUGGACCUCCCGGCUCUGUUGGUGAUCCUGGUGAGAGGGGUUCUCCUGGCAAGCCUGGUCUACCCGGGGCUGAUGGAGUAGCUGGACCCCCUGGAACAUCCGUUAUGUUGCCGUUCCGCUUCGGGCAGAGUGGUGGAGAUAAGGGACCCGUGGUGUCUGCACAGGAAGCUCAGGCGGCAGCCAUAUUGUCCCAGGCCAGGAUGGCUCUGAAAGGACCUCCUGGACCGAUGGGUUUCACCGGACGCCCUGGACCCCUGGGAUCUCCAGGAAGUUCUGGACUGAAGGGAGAGAGCGGAGACCCUGGUCCUCAGGGCCCCAGGGGACCACAAGGUUUAAUGGGACCUCCAGGCAAAGCAGGAAGAAGGGGUCGUGCUGGAGCUGAUGGUGCGAGGGGAAUGCCAGGAGAGUCUGGAAUUAAGGGUGACCGUGGUUUCGAUGGCCUGCCAGGUUUGCCAGGAGACAAAGGACAUAGGGGUGACACAGGACCAAUGGGACCCCUUGGAUCCACUGGAGAGGAUGGAGAGAGGGGAGAUGAUGGAGACAUUGGACCCAGGGGUCUCCCAGGUGAACCAGGGCCCCGUGGUUUGCUGGGACCCAAGGGUCCACCUGGAAUCCCCGGAUCUCCUGGUGUGCGUGGAAACGAUGGACCACACGGCCCCAAGGGAAACCUGGGUCCACAAGGAGAGCCUGGUCCCCCAGGACAGCAGGGAACCCCAGGAACUCAGGGAAUGCCAGGACCCCAGGGAGCCAUCGGACCCCCAGGAGAGAAGGGUCCUACAGGAAAGCCAGGUCUGCCCGGCAUGCCUGGAGCUGAUGGACCCCCUGGUCACCCAGGAAAGGAGGGGCCUCCUGGCACCAAGGGUAACCAGGGUCCCAGCGGUCCACAGGGAACUAUUGGCUAUCCUGGUCCUCGCGGCAUCAAGGGGGCUCAAGGUAUCCGUGGACUGAAAGGACACAAGGGAGAGAAGGGUGAAGACGGUUUCCAUGGAAUCAAGGGAGACUUUGGACCCAAGGGAGAGAGGGGCGAGCUUGGAGUGCCUGGGCCCAGGGGAGAAGAUGGCCCUGAAGGGCCAAAGGGACGCGUUGGACCCCCCGGUGAGAUUGGACCCAUUGGACUCGUCGGAGAGAAGGGUAAACUUGGUGUCCCCGGAUUGCCUGGUUAUCCUGGCAGACAAGGUCCUAAGGGAUCUCUUGGAUUCCCUGGAUUCCCUGGAUCCAAUGGAGAGAAGGGAACAAGGGGUCUGAUCGGGAAGCCUGGACCGCGAGGACAGAGAGGCCCAACGGGUCCCAGAGGUCAGAGGGGACCCAGGGGUUCAACUGGUAAACCAGGAGCGAAGGGAACAUCAGGAAGUGACGGCCCACCCGGUCCUCUAGGAGAGAGGGGGCUGCCCGGACCUCAGGGGGCCAACGGUUUCCCCGGACCAAAGGGACCUCCCGGACCACCAGGAAAGGAUGGACUGCCUGGCCACCCAGGACAGAGAGGAGAAGUCGGAUUCCAAGGGAAGAUGGGUCCACCUGGGCCUCCCGGAGUCGUUGGACCUCAGGGCCCAUCAGGAGAGACCGGCCCCAUGGGCGAGCGUGGACACCCAGGACCCCCAGGCCCACCCGGAGAGCAGGGUCUUCCCGGCCCCUCAGGGAAGGAGGGAACAAAGGGAGACCCCGGUCCCCCAGGUGGUCCCGGUAAGGAUGGACCCCCAGGACUGAGAGGUUUCCCUGGAGAGAGAGGACUGCCUGGUACCCCUGGAGGUGGUGGACUGAAGGGAAGUGAAGGACCUGCCGGACCUCCUGGACCUGCUGGUUCUCCUGGUGAGAGGGGACAGUCUGGUACUGCUGGACCCAUCGGACCCCCUGGCAGACCGGGCCCUCAGGGGCCUCCCGGACCCGCCGGAGAGAAAGGAGUUCCUGGUGAGAAAGGCCCCAUUGGCCCAGCAGGACGUGACGGAGUUCAGGGACCCGUGGGUCUGCCCGGCCCUGCUGGACCCCCUGGCGUGCCCGGAGAGGACGGAGACAAGGGUGAGGUUGGAGAGCACGGUCAGAAAGGAUCCAAGGGGGAGAAGGGAGAGCACGGUCCUCCUGGUCCACCUGGUCCAAUGGGUCCAGUCGGUCAGCCUGGCGCUGCUGGGGCUGAUGGAGAACAAGGCCCUCGUGGUCAGCAGGGGCCUUUUGGAGCCAAGGGUGAUGAAGGAUCCAGAGGGUUCCCCGGAGCCCCAGGACCCAUUGGACUUCAGGGACUGCCAGGACCAUCAGGAGAGAAGGGAGAGACUGGAGAUGUUGGACCCAUGGGUCCUCCCGGCCCCCCAGGACCCCGUGGCCCUGCUGGCCCCAACGGUGCUGAUGGUCCGCAAGGUCCACCUGGUGGCAUAGGUAAUCCUGGAGCUAUUGGAGAGAAGGGAGAGCCCGGUGAAUCAGGACCCCCAGGAAUUGGAGGAGAGCCCGGAAAGAAGGGUCCCCGUGGAGAACGUGGCGAGAAGGGAGAGGCAGGACAACCUGGAGUUUCAGGGCCCCCUGGAGGAAGAGGCCGCCCCGGCGAUGAUGGACCUAAAGGAAACCCAGGACCCGUUGGCUUCCCAGGUGACCCCGGUCCCCCUGGUGAGGUCGGACCCAGAGGUCAAGAUGGCGCAAAGGGUGAGAGAGGAGAGGAUGGUGAACAAGGAGAAGCUGGCUCCCCAGGACCCACUGGUGAGAACGGACCUCCAGGCCCACCAGGAAAGAGGGGUCCUGCUGGGACCAGAGGACCUGAGGGACGUCAGGGAGAGAAGGGAACCAAGGGAGACCCAGGUGCCAUCGGUCCUCCAGGAAAGACCGGUCCCGUUGGCCCCCAGGGUCAGCCAGGAAAACCAGGAACGGAGGGUCUCAGAGGACUGCCAGGAUCAGUGGGUGAACAAGGAUCUCCUGGUCUUGCUGGACAGAAAGGACCACCUGGACCUAUUGGACCCCCUGGUUUGGCCGGCCUGCGUGGAGACCCUGGUGCCAAGGGUGAGAAGGGUCACCCAGGUCUCAUCGGUCUCAUCGGACCCCCAGGAGAGCAGGGAGAGAAGGGAGACCGAGGUCUACCAGGGCCCCAUGGAUCCACCGGCUCCAAGGGAGAGACUGGUAUGGCCGGUGCUACCGGACCCAUUGGCCCUGCUGGUCCUCCUGGUCUGCCUGGUCCUCAAGGUAUCAAGGGAGCUAAGGGUGCUACCGGAGGUGCUGGGCCCAAGGGAGAGAAGGGUGUGCAAGGACCUCCUGGACCCCCUGGUCCACCUGGCGACGUCAUACAGCCCCUCCCCAUCCAGCGGAGCCCCAAGUCCAAGCGCUCCAUCGACGCCAGCAAGCUGCUCCCCGAGUCUGACGCCGAAAUGCCGGCGGCAGACGCCACUGGCACCGAGUUCCUGACAGGCAGCGAGGGCAUGGAGGAGAUCUUCGGCUCGCUCAACUCUUUACGGCAGGAGAUCGAAAACAUUCGCUUCCCCCUGGGCACCCAAGAAAGCCCCGCUCGCACCUGCCAGGACCUGCACCUCAGCCAGCCGGACUUCAAAGACGGGGAGUACUGGAUCGACCCCAACCAGGGCUGCUCCAGAGACGCUUUCAAGGUCUUCUGCAACUUCACUAACGGGGCGGAGACCUGCCUGUUCCCCAGCAAGGCCGUCAGCCCGGUGAAGAUGAGCUCCUGGGACAAAGACGCCCCAGGAUCCUGGUACAGCCAGUUCGCCACCGGCAGCAAGUUCUCCUACGUGGACUCCAGCGGUGAGCCAGUGGGAGUGGUCCAGCUGGGCUUCCUGCGCCUGCUGAGCGUCCAGGCCCGUCAGAACCUCACCUACCACUGCCACCGCUCGGUGGCCUGGGCCGACCGCACCGCCAAGAACAACCACAAGAGGGCGCUGCACUUCCAGGGCGCCAACGACGAGGAGCUGAGCUACGAGACCAGUCCGUACAUCAAAGCCCUGGUCGACGGCUGCUCCUUCCGUAAGGGCUUCGACAGGACAGUCCUGGAGGUGAACACGCCUCAGCUGGAGCACCUCCCUCUGCUGGAUAUAAAGGUCACAGACUUUGGGGAGAGCAACCAGCAGUUUGGCUUUGAAGUGGGACCUGUCUGUUUCCAAGGCUAAACACACACUCACAACGUAACACACCAUACCAAGAACACCUUCCAAAGAGAAAAGAAAAAUCACACACGCCAUGACAUCACACACACACACACACA